GACCCACCCUUGCUCAACCGAUUAGCUUCGACAAGCUCGCAGCCAUGGCGCGGUGGCCAGCCGCCGCCGUGGCGUGUGCGCUCGGGGCGGCCCUCCUGGGCAUGCUGGCGGUCACCGCUGACGAGCAAGGUAGCAACAGCAAGUUCACGUGCACGGACACGGAGAAGAAGCGGCCGGGGUGCACGGGCACCUGCCCCGACAGGUGCCCCCAGAGCUGCAUCUCGCUCUGCCCCUCGUGCCAGACAUAUUGCCCUGACCAAGUGCAACCAGUGCGGCCGGCGCUCUUUGUGUUCGGAGACGGGUUUACGGACGUCGGCAACAACAACUACCUAGAGAACAACGAAGUAGGGAACCCUGUAAGAGCCAAUCACUCUUACUAUGGCAUAGACUUCCCCAAUUCCGUGGCCACCGGAAGAUUCAGCAACGGAUUCAACUUGGCUGACUUCAUCGCAAAGGCCAUGGGAUUCGAGAUGAGCCCUCCGCCUUAUCUGUCUCUUAAUAGUCCCACAAAAAUGGAUGCCGGUUUUGCUGGAGUCAACUAUGCUUCGGCGACUUCUGGGAUUUGGAGAGACAUCGACACCGGACUGGACAUCCCACUGAUGGACCAAGUGAAGAACUUCGCGGACACGAUAGGGCAGAUGGGUGCCAACCGUAGCCAGCAAGACCUGAGCAAGAUGUUGUCCAAUUCCCUCUUCCUCGUCAGCACCGGCACCACUGACCUCUACUCAAUCUACAACAUCAACAACAAUGGGGGCUCAGACACUAAAACCAAUGUCCCACACCUCAUCUCCUCCUACGGGGACAGCCUCACGGCCCUGUACAACUUGGGCGCGAGGAAGUUCGGUAUCAUCAACGUUCCGACCUUGUGCACGGCGGUGGUGCGCCAUGGCUGCGAGGGCCUCAUUACCAGCCUCCGCGUGGAGUUCAACGACGGCAUCAAGCCACUCAUGGCCGGCCUCGCCUCCAACCUCAGUGGCCUCCGCUACUCCAUCGCCGACUUCCACGCCUUCUCGGAUGCAGUCAACAUGAAUCCAUCGGCCUACGGGUUUGUGAACACCGGGGGCGCGUGCUGCCAAGGCUCCUGCGCACCUGGUUCUGGGCUGCCGUGUGCCAACCGCUCGCAGUACUGGUAUUGGGACGAGGAGUACCCGACGGAGCAGGCCGCUAAGCUGGCCGCAUCUGCGUUUUUCAAUGGCACAACCCAAUUCACAACACCGAUGAACUUCAAGAUGUUGAUCAACCAAAAGUGAUAUUUCUUUAUGUUUCCGACUUACCGUAUCCAGAAAUAAAGUGAGUCGUCUAUGUGAGACUUAUAUUGCCAUUUGCCAUGAGUUCGUAGGUCAUCAAUUUGACUAACGAAAUAUAUGUUAUAUGCCACCAAAAUUAUAAGAUAUACUUUCGGUUUUGUGAGAAAAAAUGAUAUGCUUUUGAUCGUUAGUCAACAUUUUUUUUCUUUUGCGGGUAGUUCGCAAAUUGAGUAUCUAAAAACUAGAGGGAGUACUGGAGUGUAUCUGUAUAUGGACUACGCAAAAGGAACAGGCUCAAGUGUGUGCCGGAAUUAGUGUAAGGGCACUGUUGGUGCCUGUGUCUAUUUGUACUAUUAUUAAACAGGGAUAUAGAUACAA
Molecule: messenger RNA, 1625 nt
Organism: Triticum aestivum (bread wheat)
Lineage: Eukaryota; Viridiplantae; Streptophyta; Magnoliopsida; Poales; Poaceae
Product: GDSL esterase/lipase At5g22810
Exons: 5
Coding region: 45-1250 (401 amino acids)
Molecular function (GO): hydrolase activity, acting on ester bonds
Source: RefSeq, a predicted model, not a curated record